Messenger RNA from Komagataella phaffii GS115, 558 nucleotides. RefSeq names its product Subunit of the GINS complex (Sld5p, Psf1p, Psf2p, Psf3p). The record is from RefSeq and is a predicted model, not a curated record. Gene Ontology annotation, cellular component: GINS complex. The transcript has a single exon. Lineage: Eukaryota; Fungi; Ascomycota; Pichiomycetes; Pichiales; Pichiaceae. The coding region runs from base 1 to 558 and encodes 185 amino acids. Gene Ontology annotation, biological process: mitotic DNA replication initiation.
AUGGGCUACUACGACCUUGAUGAGAUACUGGCGGACGGACAAAAGAUACCGUGUCGGUUUACGAUUUCUGUGCCGGGCCUCGGUUAUUUAGAGAACAACCCGGGGAAGCCUGUGAUUCAGAACACCAAGUUGGACCUACCACUGUGGUUGGCAGAGAUUCUGGCAAUUUGUGAAAUACAGAGCGAACAAAAUGACCCAAAAGAAGAUCCAGAUCAACCAACCUAUUUCAUUGAGCUUAUCCAGCCGGACUUUUACAGCUCCAAGAUCAUCAAUGCUAUCAAAACCAAUGCGUUGAAAAUCGAUUUGCAUCAAUUGUUGCCCUAUUUCUACAAACUGUCAGUGAAAUGGGGAAGCAUGUUUAAUGACACAGAACUGAUGGCUAUUGUUCAAGAGAUGUUCAAACAGAGGGCAUGUGCCAUCAACGAUUACUCGUCAGAUAAUAACCAUUUGCAAUUGCUAAACUCAGAGUUUGGGCUGCAAUUGGAUGAGACUGAACGGAUGUUGUUCCGUCAAUGUAUAGAGAGUCACAGAGACCUGAAAACCUGGCUCAGUUCAUAG